AUGAUGAUGUUUAUUGCUACCAUUGUUAUUGUUUUAAUUCAACAACACGUCCAAUUAGCUUUUGCAGUUCAAUGUUCCGCGAAUCCGUGCAAUCUUAUUGCGGGUAGUUUCGAUGCAGCAAAUGGCUAUUGUUGUUAUGAUAUUCCACCGUACAAUACUGAUUCCGUGUGCACAUGUCCAAAUGCUGCAGCUGUCCUCAAUGGACCUUGCCGUACAGGUGUAUCACCAAAUCAAGGAGCUUGUAAUCGCACAUGUAUUAACGGUGGCGUCUGCAAUGUCGUCAACGGUCAACAAGUUUGCUGGUGCACACUCGGCUUUUCGGGUUCAUUCUGUGAACUGCAAGGUAUCUCAGCUCGUUGUGCUACUGGUGUGUGCCAAGCUGGAACUUGCGUUGAACAAACGAUAGGAGCAAGUCUAUUUGCUUAUUGUCAUUGCAAUCCAGGAUGGACAGGUCAAACAUGCAAUCAAUGCUAUUUUACAUGUACACAAGCCGGCGUAUUUCCUGAUACAGCUUAUUGCUCAAUUGGUCGAUAUUUUUAUUGCCCAACUGCAGGCGGUGCACCUAUUAGUGCCAUGUGUCCAGAUGGUCAAAAGUUCGAUCGUCUAACAAACAGUUGUAGCACAACAGCUACCUGUUAA
This is a messenger RNA of Adineta ricciae, 639 nucleotides long. NCBI's taxonomy places the organism in Eukaryota, Metazoa, Rotifera, Eurotatoria, Adinetida, Adinetidae. The record is from the annotation of a GenBank genome assembly.